Messenger RNA from Hippoglossus stenolepis (Pacific halibut), 2209 nucleotides. RefSeq names its product prostaglandin E synthase 2-like (gene ptgesl). Lineage: Eukaryota; Metazoa; Chordata; Actinopteri; Pleuronectiformes; Pleuronectidae. Gene Ontology annotation, cellular component: mitochondrion. The record is from RefSeq and is a predicted model, not a curated record. Gene Ontology annotation, molecular function: prostaglandin-E synthase activity. The transcript is spliced from 7 exons. Bases 24 to 1166 code for a protein of 380 amino acids.
GUGGGACUUUAUGUAAACCCAACAUGGCGGCCCUGUGUGCCAGAACACUGGGUAAGGUCGGCUGGUCCCUUCUGGAGUCUCCGGGGGUCCGCAGGCCCGGCACCGUGUCCUCGCUGGUGGGGAACCUGAGCUCAUAUGGGUCCCGGAGGUCGUUCGGUUCCGGCGGCUCCGGCGGCUCCGGGGUCCGGUCCAAGCUGCUCUCCCUGCGGGGAGCAGGAGGCAGAGCGCUGGGCUGCGCCUUCCUGCUCGGUGGAGGUCUGGGUCUGUACCAGUCUGUGAAGAUGUCUGUCCAGCAGCACCUGGCCCAGGAGGACACCAAGGCUCCAGGCGGACGUCUGAACUUGACCCUGUACCAGUACAAGACGUGUCCGUUCUGCAGCAAGGUGCGAGCGUUCCUCGACUUCUACGGGCUGCCGUACGAGAUCGUGGAGGUGAACCCGGUGAUGAGGAAGGAGCUCAAGUGGUCCACCUACCGGAAGGUGCCCAUCCUGAUGGUGCAGGAUGACGUGCAACUGAACGACUCAACCGUCAUCAUUAGCGCCAUCAGGACGUAUUUAAUCAACCAGGAGAAAAGUAUGUCCGACAUCCUCGGCUGUUACCCGGAGUUGAAGUCGGUGAACGACCGCGGGAAGGAGGUGACGGAGUUUCUCAACAAGUACUGGCUGAUGCUGAGCGAAGCCGACUCCACCGACAUUUACCCUGAGAAGGGGAUGCAGAAAGAGGAGAUGAAGUGGCGCCAGUGGGCUGAUGAUUGGCUCGUGCACCUCAUAUCUCCGAAUGUGUACCGAACCAGCGGCGAGGCCCUGUCCGCCUUCGACUACAUCGUGCGCGAGGGCAAGUUUGGUAAUUUUGAAGGUUUCUUCGCCAAAUAUGUCGGAGCUGCGGCCAUGUUCCUGAUCUCCAAAAGGCUGAAGAGUCGAUACAACCUGCAGGACGACGUCAGGCAGGAUCUGUACAAGGCCGUCAACGACUGGGUGGCGGCCAUCGGCAAGAAGAGGAAGUUCAUGGGUGGAGAUCAUCCUAACCUGGCCGACCUGGCGGUGUUUGGCGUCCUCCGAGUGAUGGAGGGCCUGCAGGCGUUCGACGACAUGAUGGAGAACACCAAAGUCAAACUCUGGUACAGACGCAUGGAGAGAGCGACGCUCGACCACGAAGGUCGAAUCUGAAGCUGAGACACUGAGACGGCUUCCAGCCACUUUCAAAAGAUCAAAACGAACGUUAAACCUCCGGGAAGAGAAGUGACCGGCGUCCGGGAAGCAGCACGUCCUGCUUCCACGGUGUGAGAGCGGUCGCUGCCGCCAUUUUCAAUUUCCUGCUCGACACGCGCGAAUUUAAACCUGAUGAUUUGUAAGAACGAGUAGAUAAAGACAUCACACCUGAGAAAAUUGUGUCAUCACAUAUUUAAUUUAACCUUAAGUGACCAAGCUGCUCUUUGGCAGAACCAUUCUUCAUUUCAGGACAUCUGUGACUUUUACUGAGCUCUAGUGGUGAACGGUUGGAACUGCAAUAACAUUAGGAAAACUCACUGUUCCUUUUUCUGCAAUUUUAAGGCACUUAACCAACACAAUGAAGUCAGAUUACAAGUGAAGGAGUUAAUAAACAUAUUUCUGAUGAAGCAACUCUGUGAAUUUCCUGCAAAAAUGUUUAAGGAGAAGAGAAAAUCUGACAUCUGUGCACAUCUGGGAAAUUAUUUUACAUGUUUCCAGGCCUUGAUUGGUUUCUGAUGGAAUCUAUUUGGUCCUGAUGGCCCUUGUUUUUCAGCCAGUCCAAAUCCAUUUUCAUUUCUCCAGAUUUUCCUCGUCAUAAAUACUAAGCUGUCAAACUCUUCUGAAAGUCUCAAAGGACCAGAGUUGAAAAGAGAAACUGUUUGUCCACAUUAAGAGAAGCUCAGUCUGAGGAAACGUUUUAAAACGACGUUUAGAAAUUUUAUGUUCAGUUCAAGCUCUAUUAUUUUAAUUGUAAAACUGAUUAAUCCGAUUUUUCUCUUGAUUCAGUAGUUUUGUCAUCCAGGAGAUCAGGUCGUCUCUCUGUAUUUAUUUCAGAUGAUUUCUUUAGUCUGUGUAACUGAUAGAGGAUCAGUCUGGUGGUGAGGAACCAAUAAGCUGAGCUGCCAGUUUGAAUGUCUUCACUUCACGUCUGAUUUUACUAUUAAGACCAACUCGGUGUGCAUAGCUGUAAAAAGGUACAAUAAUAAAAAAGGAAAACUGGG